UUGUUGCCCUGGACAUUUUCGGAUUCUCCGUUUUUCUCUUUUUUGUCUGAAACUUUUAACUGUUCUUUCCUCUCUUGUUUUUAUUGUUGAAGAAUAGUAUUUAUUAUGUCAUCUGUAGAAGUACAAGAACCUGUCAUCAAUAAUGACACAGUCCAGGAGCUCCCUGCCGUGUCCGAACCUGCUGUUCAAGAGGUUUCCACGCGUGAAGAGCACGUUCCGUUGAGCGAUGUGAUCCAAAGCGCUAUCGAUACGGCCAUCGCUUCCGGCAGCCUCAAUGUUCACGACAUUAUUCAAACCAUUUCUGCGCCCACUACACUGGAGAAAGUGGAAGAGACACCCGUGACAGCACCUUUAUCUGAGGAUAAACAAGCGGAGCCCGCCGAAGAAGUCGCACCUGCAGCCGAAGAAGCAUCGGAAACAGUUGUUGAGGAAACAAAGACUGAAGAACCAGUUCAGGAAGUAUCCGAGUCUGAAGAAAAGGAACAAUCAGAGAGUGAACAGGAAACACUUCCCGCUGAAGUUAGCCAGCCUAUUGAAUCAGAGGUUCAGGAAGGGGCCUUGGAAGAGGCCUUGGAAGAGACUCAGGAUGAGACUCAGGCUCGUGAAGUUGAGCAAGAGAACAAUGAGCCCACCAUGCUCGUCGUUGAUGCUGCCGUUCCCGUCAAGGAUAUUGAUAACCUUCAAGAAGCACAAGCCGCUGCCCCGAUUGAAUCAUCCGAAAACAAGAUUGACGAAUCUACACCUGCCGAUGAAGAUACAAAGGAGUUGUCGGAUGCUGUUAAACAUGCCAUUGCCAGUGCUGUCUCCGCUUCAGCCAUCGAUAUUGAUGCCAUUGUUGGCGACAUUGUUCGUGCCAAGGAAGCCGCCGCUGCUGAACGCGAAAUUCAAUCACAGCAGCAGUCCGAGGAAAUUAAGCCUGCGGAAGAGACUUUGGUGGCUGCAACUGAAGAACCAGUUCAAGAGGAAUCGGCUGAACAGAAGGAAGAGACGGAGCAAACUGAGGCCGAAAAGGAGGAGGAACCCGUAGAACAGGAAGAGUCCAAGGAAGAGACCGAAGAGGCCGAACCUGCCGCGGAGGAAGAGCCCGUCCAGGAGCAACAAGGUGAACAACAACAAGAACAAACCGAGGAACCUAUUGCAGAGGUAAAGGAGGAACAAUCCCAGGAAAGCGAGUCCGUGUUGAGUGAGUCGGUUCAGCAUGCGAUUGCUACUGCUACUGCUGCCGCUGCUAUCGAUAUGGAUGCGAUCUUGAGCUCUCUCGCUGCGCCCAAGGAAACCGAAGAUGAAAAGGUCAAGGAAGUGAAGCAAAUCGAUGCUGCUGUGGAAUCUACGAUCCUCGAACCUGCUGUUGAAGAACCAUCCACUGAAUCUUUGGUCGAGGAGCGAAAUGCACCUGAGGAACCAAAGUCGGUUGAAAAUCUUCGUGAAGAAACGGAAGCUCCCACGGAGGCAGCUGAGGUUGAACCUAUCCAAGAAGCCGCCUCCGAACACAUUCCCAGCAAGGAAGAGGAAGUGAGAGAGGAUGUGAUUGCUGCCAACGAAGCAACCGGCGUGGAGAAGGAGAUCCCCGCAACACCUGUUGAGGAGACCGAAGCUCGCGACGUCGCUCCGCCUGCCUUGGUCGAAGAGAUCAACGCUGCUGAUGAGCCAAAGGAUACUGAAGCCAUCAAGGAAGAAGUCAUUGCGCCUACUGUGGUUACGGAUGUGGAACCUGUGUCGGAACUUGGAGUUGAAGAACCAAGCAAGGAAGAUACCAGCAAACCCACACUUAUCGAAGAAACCGAUGUAGCUGAACAGAUCAAAUCUGUAGAUGAAUUGAAAGAAGAAGUGGUUGCCCCUGUUGAAGUGUCUGAGGUCGAACUUCAUGCCGAAGUUCCCGCAGAUGAGGUGUCUGAAACAGCUGCCGUCGGAGAAGUACCUUUGAUCAAUACUGUGCCUGAAUUUGCUGCUGAAAAGGAGAACAAUGAGCCAGUCGAAAUUGUCAAGUCUGAGACUUCCAACGCUCCCUUAGCCGCUGAAGCAACCGAGAUCUACGAGGAACCUGCUCAACAUGCCGCUGAGGAGUUGGUUGCCAAGGCCGAUACUCAAGUGGAAGCUCAUCCUGAAGAGCCUGUUACUGUCGAACAAUUCAAGCCUACCGAUGCAGUUGCGGUUGAAUCCGAAGCACCUACACAGACCGAGUCGAGCAAGAACGAAGAACCCGCAUUGCCUCAAGCCGAUGAGGUGGUCCGUCAAGCCAACGAAGCAGUGGAGACUCAGCCUACCGAACCUGUUGAAGUUGCUCAACGCCAAGUGCCUGCUGAACAGCCCGCCGUUGAAGCUCCAUCUACCGAAGCACCCGCUAUUCAAAAGCCUGAACCUGUGGUACCUGUUCCCAUGGCUGCCAGUGAUGUGAACCCUCAUCCACCUGCAUCGCACCAGGAUAAGCAGUUGCCUUCUAUCCCUGCUACUGAAGAACAGCUCCAGCAGCCUCAGCAACCCCAGCAGCAAGAACCCGUAGCACAACCUGUCAAGACCCAGGAAGAACCUCAACCUGAGCCUGCAACCCAAAAGAGCCGAUGCGCCAUCAUGUAAAGAAAAAAAGAGAAAAAUUAGUAUGUGUCAAAACGUAAAAAAAUACCAAGGAUUUUAUAAUACCAUCCUUUUCGAUAAAACUAGGUAGUCUAUUGUAAGUUGUUCUUUAUCCAUAGUCAUUUUUAAUUUGUAAAAGGCGUCUAUUGAGA
Radiomyces spectabilis is the source of this 2723-nucleotide messenger RNA. RefSeq lists its product as uncharacterized. Lineage: Eukaryota; Fungi; Mucoromycota; Mucoromycetes; Mucorales; Radiomycetaceae. Bases 106 to 2574 code for a protein of 822 amino acids. The record is from RefSeq and is a predicted model, not a curated record. The transcript has a single exon.